AAUCUCUCCAUAUGUUUUAGUGUUAACGCCUUUGUAAAGCCUUACCAAUUAAAGUUAUUUAUUCAUAGAGUUACCGUUUUACAAUUGAUUUAACAAUGUUAAUAAAUGAGCUUCCAGAUGAUUGUUUGUUGAAUAUUUUUGAUUACAUUCAAGAUUUAGAAGAUCUAAUAAACUGCUUCAAAGUUUGCGAAAAAUGGAGUAAUUUGAUUGUUGUCCGGACUAAAAAAGUUAAAUAUUUUAUUGACCAACCAAAUUCGCCUGAUUCUGUUUCUCAACAAUCAAAUAAGCCAAUUGAUGUAGCAUUUUUGAGUAAAUGGUUCCCAAAUUUAAGGAUUUUAGACUUUUCACACCCAUUUUUUGAAAAAACACCAAAGGGAGAUAUCGCUGAACUAUCCACAGACGACUUAUCCACAGCAUUUAAUCAUUUAGUCAGAAUGUUUCAAAAUGGGAUUGACGACUUAAACUUAUUAUCCCUAGCUGAGAAAAAUCACCAAUCGAAAAACUUUUCAGUGACUCAGAAUCCUUGAAAGGAAUAAUCUGUGGGGAAUAUUUUAAUUUCAAAUCGAUGCCUCAAAAAGAUAACCUCGAAAUGCUAUCUCUCGGAUUUAUUAAUCCGAACAGAAUUGUAAGCAAUGAAACUGUGAAACAAUUGAACCUUUGGAACUCUUCUCUAGAUGCAUUCAAAAAAGUGGCCCAUUAUUUUCCGAAUCUUGAAAGGGUGAAAAUUUCUAAAGGAAGCGCAGAACAUUACUCUAAUGGUCCAGUUAUGAAAAAUCUUAAGAUAGUUGAACUGGCUGGGUCUUCUUCUCGUUCGCAUCAUAUAUUUUGCAGUUCAUUUCUAUUCAUGGAUUUGUGUCCAGCAUUACAGAGUGCUCAUAUCAAAAUUGAUUGCGGUCCCAUUCUCACCCAUUAUUCAGUAAAAAAUGCAAACUUACAAGAUUUGGUUAUACAAUUUUUUAGACCAAGAAAAUGGAAGGAACUACCCAUGUUCAUGUCGAAGUAUCCAAAUCUAAAGCAUUUGUCAUUGCGAAAUGAGUAUUUAAGUGAUGAAGACAUCAAGCAAUUAAUAUC
Messenger RNA from Tetranychus urticae (two-spotted spider mite), 1071 nucleotides. The record is from RefSeq and is a predicted model, not a curated record. NCBI's taxonomy places the organism in Eukaryota, Metazoa, Arthropoda, Arachnida, Trombidiformes, Tetranychidae.